GUGAUGUCAUUUUUGUUAGACUCCCGACACUGUUUGUCACUGUUGGCAUUACGUCGCGUUCCAAGUAUAGCAACUUACUCAUCGAGCCCUAACGUCAUCUAUAUCGCAGCUAUAAUCUUGAGACCGAGAGAUCAGCGAGUCUUUGCUUGUUCAAGUCAUCCUGACGUCAUCGGUUACUCACCCGACACAAAACUAGAGACUGCGACGGAGUAGCUCGAUUUGUAGGAUCUUGACAAGACCCGGUGUGUUGAAUACCACUCUAUAUAUACUCCCACCAACUAUCUCUACCGUUUGACGACGUAUUUGUGUGUCUAUCUCUACACUCAUGAUGGCAACUUGUGGACAGAGUUUGACGCGGGGUUUAUCCUCAACUACACUGUCGCCGUCCGAAGGCGAUUGUGACACUGUGAGUGCCGAACAGCUAGCCAGAUGGCUCGAGAGCAGGCAGAUGGACCGAGAAAUGUGCGAGGACAUGCUGAUUGUCGACACGCGUGGUCUGGCGCAAUUCAACGCCGGUCACGUCCGCGACUGCGUUCACGUGUGUGGAAACAAGCUCGUGAAGCGGAGACUACAACAGGGCAAGAUUAGCGUGGAAGAGCUGCUCGGUGAUCGAGCUAGCAUCGGGUCGGUGGCUGUUUUGUAUGGAGACGUUGAGGACGAGUUUACUGAACUGCUAGCGACCAAGAUGAAAGGACUGUUUACUGAAACGUACAAACUAGCAGGUGGGUUUUCUAGUUUUAUUGCCUUAGCUCCAGCCUUCUGUGUUGGACAACAGAGUUGUCAACUGUAUCCCGGUCGUUUUCAAUCCAGCUGUAAUGACUUGGUGUGUACCACUGUUACUGAAGUGUUGCCAUUUCUUUAUUUGGGAUGUCAAAGAGAUGCACAAGACUGGCAAGUUAUACAAAGUCACAACAUAAAGUAUGUCAUGAAUGUAACAGACAAAUGUGAGCCUCAAUUUGAAGAGCACGUGAAGUUUUUGAGACUGCCAGUGAGAGAUUCAGGAGAUGAGAAUCUUCUUGUUUAUUUUAACAAAGCUAUUGGUUUUAUUGAUGAGGCAAGGCAACAUAACUCUGGUGUGUUAGUACACUGUUUUGCUGGCAUUUCUCGAUCAGCCACUGUUGCUAUUGCUUACAUUAUGCAUCAUAAGAAAUGUUCAUUAGAUGAAGCAUACAGGUUUGUGAAAUCCAAGAGGCCAAAUAUUUCUCCCAAUUUGAAUUUUAUGGGUCAGCUGCUUGACUUUGAGAAGACAUUACGUUCACCUAUGGCAAGUUCGAAGAUGGCCAUUCGUCCAUUAGGUAGUCCUAAUUCAUGCAAGACUAAAGGUAAUAUGUGUGAUGAGACAAACAAACACUUGUCACAAUGUCUUGCUUCUGUCCAUUCUGGUCGUGACUGCAAUGGAUGUACUUGUGAUAGAGAUUCACCAGUUGGCUGUAGUGAACUAGUUUCCUCUACUUCAUAAUUUACUUUAGUACCAUUGCUGUUAUUAUUGAUUGUGAAACUAGUGUAUACAGUAUGUGCAUACAAUGAUGUCAUAUAAUCUAGUCUUUUUAUCAUCGAUUGCCAGACUAUUCAUUGUUCAGAGAACACAGAGUUGUUGUAUAGGUACUUUUCUCUGUGUGUGUUUUGAAUGUCGGCUAGUUUGUGUCAAGAUGUCUCAAAGUUGCAGUUGCUAAUUUUCUCGUUGCUGUAAUAGUUUCAUGUAAUCAACUA
This is a messenger RNA of Corticium candelabrum, 1710 nucleotides long. Its product is annotated as dual specificity protein phosphatase 16-like. Gene Ontology annotation, cellular component: cytoplasm. The transcript has 4 exons. Gene Ontology annotation, biological process: protein dephosphorylation; negative regulation of MAPK cascade. Bases 326 to 1459 code for a protein of 377 amino acids. The record is from RefSeq and is a predicted model, not a curated record. Gene Ontology annotation, molecular function: MAP kinase tyrosine/serine/threonine phosphatase activity; MAP kinase tyrosine phosphatase activity; protein tyrosine/threonine phosphatase activity. NCBI's taxonomy places the organism in Eukaryota, Metazoa, Porifera, Homoscleromorpha, Homosclerophorida, Plakinidae.